GGCGCUGCGGAGGCCGCCGGCUCCAAGGACGCCGCCGGCUCCAGGGAGCCCGCAGGGGCAGGGACGGCGCUCCCCGCCGCACCAGGGACUGCGAGGAGCGGCUGCUCUGACACCCCCGGAUGUUUACGUGAAACUCCCGACAGGGCUUGAGCGGCAUCACCCGGAGAAUCACCAUGCCUUGGAACUGGCGUGCUGCCGUGGGAAGAGAGUGACUGCGUCAUGCCUGCCUCUAGCAUUUCAUUUCUGCCGCAUCCAGCUUUAGCAGAGUGGGAAUUCCUUCCAUUCGCUGUCCACUAUUAAAAACAUGGUGCUCCAGCCAUCGUUAAAGAAUUGCCUUCGGCUGUCCUGCGCCCUCAGGACUCCAAAAGCUGGCUUCAAGAGCACAGCUCGUGGAGCCCUCAUUAUCCAGUCUGUUUCUAAUGACGUUUACCAAAAUCUAGCUGUUGAAGACUGGAUCCACGACCACAUGGAUUUAGAGAAGCGACAGGUCCUUUUCCUUUGGAGAAAUUCCCCUGCUGUGGUAAUAGGGAGACAUCAGAAUCCCUGGCAGGAAUGCAACCUCAGGCUAUUGAGGCAAAAAAAUAUAAAACUAGCCAGAAGAAGAAGUGGAGGAGGCACAGUUUACCAUGACCUAGGUAAUAUCAAUUUGACUUUCUUCACAACCAGAAAAAAAUACGAGCGAAUGGAAAACCUGAAACUGGUUGUGAAGGCACUGAAAGCCUUGCGCCCCCAGCUAGACAUACAUGUCACUGACAGAUAUGACAUCUUGCUGGAUAGGCACUACAAAAUCUCAGGUACCGCUGCAAAGCUGGGAGGGACAAGUGCUUACCACCACUGUACCUUACUCUGUAAUGCAGAUAAGUUUGUUUUAUCUUCUGUGCUAAAAAGUCCUUAUAAAGGGCUAAAGAGCAAUGCCACUCCUAGUGUGCCUGCCUCGGUGAAAAAUCUCUUUGAAGAGGAUCCUACUUUAACUUCUGAGAUGCUCCUGGAUGCCAUUGCUAAGGAAUAUUCUACACAGCACCAAAUAGAUCAUCAUAUCACCUUAAUAAACCCAGCUGAUGAGACUCUGCUUCCUGGAAUUAAUAAUAAAACUAAAGAACUACAAACCUGGGAGUGGGUGUACGGAAAGACACCAAAGUUCAGCAUUAGCACUUGUCUUAACAUGGCCUAUAAAGAUUCUGUUCUUGACGUUAAAGUAAAUAUGGAUGUAAAGCAUGGAAGGAUUGAAGUCUGUAACAUCGACCUGCCGGAGCAGUGGCUGCCACCAGCACUGUACAGUGAACUGGUCAAGAGCCUUACUGGCAGUAAGUUUUGCCCAAAUGAAACCACAACGAUAGCAACAACAUUGCUAAGAGUAUGUCCACAAGAUGAUGAGUUGCACAGCAGGUGGAAUCUACUAUGUGAGAAUAUGAUAAUGCUAAUGUGACUUGCAUUUCGAAAAUUUAAGUUAAACUUCUGUUGCUUUUUUAUUUAAUGCAUUGAAAACAAAAUUAAAACAAUUUCUACAAGCUGAA
This is a messenger RNA of Myiozetetes cayanensis, 1514 nucleotides long. RefSeq names its product lipoyltransferase 1 (gene LIPT1). Gene Ontology annotation, molecular function: lipoyltransferase activity. Lineage: Eukaryota; Metazoa; Chordata; Aves; Passeriformes; Tyrannidae. Gene Ontology annotation, cellular component: mitochondrion; cytoplasm. The transcript has 2 exons. Gene Ontology annotation, biological process: protein lipoylation. Bases 305 to 1426 code for a protein of 373 amino acids. The record is from RefSeq and is a predicted model, not a curated record.